This is a messenger RNA of Theobroma umbraticum, 996 nucleotides long. Lineage: Eukaryota; Viridiplantae; Streptophyta; Magnoliopsida; Malvales; Malvaceae. The record is from RefSeq and is a predicted model, not a curated record.
AUGGAUCAAACCUAUAACCGACUCAAAUUCGGCCAUGAUGGUGUAUAUAUUACAGUUCUGAAGUCAAAGAAAGCUCCAAGAGUACCUUCAACAGCUCAAUUCCUUUCCUUCUUCUUUUGCUUUGGUUACAUGAGUACCAUGGAGUGUGGUCCAGUAGCAGUAACAGAAGGAUUUUCUUUUAGGUAUGAUACGUGCAUACGAUGGAUCAAACUGAAGACUCUUGGCAGGGGUUCAUAUGGAGUCGUGCAUUUGGUGAAGAUAAUAGAAACUGUUCCUCGCGUAUUUGCUGUUAAACGUUCUCCUCCUCCAUGCUCCUCACUCUGGAAGGAAUAUCGUAUCCUUCAACAGUUUCGUGGUUGCCCUAAUAUUGUUCAAUGCUUUGAUAUGCUGACCAUUAUUGAAUCUGAGGUGCCGAAAUACAACUUGUUUCUUGAUUAUGCCCCUGGUGGGGAUCUUCUGAAUUUGAUCAAGAAAUAUGGCGGUAAAAUUCUUGUUUAUCCCUCUGAUCAACCCGAUUCGCUUAGUACCCUGAAGAUUGCUGAUUUUGGCUUAGCCAAGGAACCUGAAGAAACAGAUGGGCCAAGGACAAGUCCUUACGAGCCUACUUUUCGAGGUACUGCGCUUUACAUGUCACCAGAAUCUGUCAAGGAUGGGAAUAUCACUGCUGUUUUGGACAUAUGGUCGCUAGGAUGCGUUGUUGUUGAGAUGAUGACUGGAAAUCCACCUUUGGGAUCUGUCACAACUUAUGAAAAGUUGGCGAUGAAGAUUGCAUCGACAGAUUAUAUACCAGAUAUACCCCAAGACAUGUCAAACUUAGGGAAAGAUUUCUUGAUGAAGUGCUUUGCUAAGGAUCCUCGGAAUCGUUGGACUGCUGCUAUGCUGAGAAGUCAUCCUUUUACCUAUCUUGACAGUACAUAUUUUACAACGAAAACAAGCUUUCUUCAAGUUCCUUCAGGAGAAGCUUCAAAUCCUUGGGGAAUACAACCUGUUAUCUAG